Messenger RNA from Caenorhabditis angaria, 2192 nucleotides. The record is from the annotation of a GenBank genome assembly. NCBI's taxonomy places the organism in Eukaryota, Metazoa, Nematoda, Chromadorea, Rhabditida, Rhabditidae.
AUGGAAGAUGAAGUUGAUAGGAGAAAUGAGUUAUUUAUAGCUACAGAGAUUGUAUUUUUCGCGAUAAUCGGUGGUUUUGGAAAUAUAAAUCUGAUGAUAAUUGUGAUUAAGAAAAAAGAUCUAUGGUCAAAGUCAUGUGAGUUGUCUCGAUUCAGAAUUCCUGUAUAAAAUCCCUUCAGCCUACCUCACAAUUCUUCUCAGUGCCUCUCAUUUAUUCUGCCUCCUCUCCGAACUUCAGAAUGCGAUCUAUUUAUUUCUGAACAUCCACGUUCGACGAGAUCAAUGUUAUUCUAGAAUAGCGGUGUAUUUAUUUGUGAUUUCUUGGCAGGCAGCCUUGAUGUUGAUGAUUGUGGUGGAUAUGUGUGUUAUUGUGUUUUUUCAUGUGUUGUGAGUUUGAGGCCGGAAUUGAGUUCAGGGCAAUGUUCGGGAGGGUAGAUUUACCAAACUCAAAAAUUUUCCAAAAUUUUUUUUUUUUGAAUUUGUGACUUAUUUACCAAACUCAAAAAUUUUGACAACAUUUUCUAAAAAAAAUUUUUAAAUCGCGAUUCUGGUAAAUCAAUCCUCCUGAACAACGUCCAAUAUUCAGUUUUUCAUAAAAUCAUCUCUAACAUGAGUUAUGGGCUCUCAAAACCACGAAUUUUCGAAAAUUCUCGAUUUUUGGAGAUUUCGAAGUCUAAAGUCGAAUCUAUGUAAUUUAUAGAUCCAGAAUUUGUGUACGUGCUAUAAUCAGAUUUUGAUCUCUAACAAGCUGAUCUCAAAAUAUUUUAGAUUACAAAAAUUAUCACAUUUUUAAUCUAGUUUCCCAAAAUAUCUAAUUAUCCCAAAAACACUCACCUAGUUUUUCCUGAAGUAAAUUGACGUUUUGAGCAAUUUCCAUUGAAUUGAGAAGCUCUUCGGGAAGUUGUCCUCGUUUAUUUAGACUUUUUCGUUGUUCCUCAUGAUAUUUCAAUCGAUUCGAUCUGAAAACAUCAUUGAACCUACGGUUUUUCUGAAUUUUCGAAAGACAAUACGUAAAAAUCAAACCUGAAGAGAGCAAUGUGUUGAAAUAUGUCGUAGUUUCGCCUUUACAAAGAAUUACAUCGAAACCUAGAAAAACACACGAAAAAGCGUUGAAAAGAAAGAAAAACGAAAAAAAAACAAAAAAUGUUUUUCUGCUUCUGCGUACACACAAGUUUACGCGCAAUUGCACACUUUCUUGUUGCAACCGAGAUGGCUUUCUCGUUCAACACUACUAAAAUGCCGGUUUUCAAGAAAACUGAUGCGAUAUUCGGAAUUAGAAUAAAAAAUCGAGCAUAAUCAUAUGUUAAACUUUUUUGAAAACACAUUUUAACAAUGUUUACAAAUACCGGGUUGAAAAUCAUCGGUUUUGAAAAAGGAUUUAUUGAAAAUUGAUGGAAGGAAUUAUUAAUUGAUUACAACAAUUAUAACAUUUUUAAUCUAAAGUACAAAAUAUCUAGUUUCCCAAAAUAUCUUAUUAGUACUUUACCUGACCAUAGAACAUACACUAGCUUAAUUAAGACCUUAAUUAAAAAUCUAAAAAUAACGAUCUUUGCAGCUACAAAAAAACAGCCACCAAAACCUACCUCACCAUAAUUCUCACUCCACCAAUCGCCUACGGCCUUUUCAUAGCCAUAGGUGGAUACUUCUACACCAAUGAUGAUGUUCUGGAAUACUGCAAUCCACCUUUAGCAAUCACCAAGAAUUUCCGACGAAUUUGGACGCAAUCAAAUGUGGUGAUUAACACAAUGACUCUAGUGCUCUUUUUUGUGCUCUUGGUGUAUUAUUACAAUCAUCGGAAAAAUGUGCAUACUAGAGACACUCGAAAGAUUGUGAAGCGGUUGAAAGUCUCGAUUUUAUUUUUUGUAUGCACUUGGUAUCUUGGAUUGUUGGCUGGGGAGAUUGUGGAAUUCCUGAAUUUUCCGGAUGAUGUUAAGGCGGUUGUCCAUGGGAACUUGGUGAGCUAGAUCUAGAGCUAGAUCUAGAGCUAGAUCUAGAGCUAGAUCCUAGAAAUUCUUGUUUUGCAGAUCACCCCAGUGCUCUUGAGCUACACUCAAACAUUCUACAUCAUUAUUUGGCGGAGUUCGGAGUUUCGAAAAACAUUUUUGGAAUUAUGGAGUUGGGUUCCAGGGGUUAAGAAAAUGUUGAAGAAGAAAAAUAUCGUUAUGAAAGUUUCACCGGGAACGAUUUCAUAA